AUGCCCGGAGCGGCUGCAGGGACGGCGGCUACAGGAGCAGGCUCGUCAGGAGCGGUAGCAGCGGGGAUGCUCCCAGCUCAGGAGGCGGCCAAGAUCUACCACACCAACUACGUGCGAAACUCGCGGGCCAUCGGCGUGCUCUGGGCCAUCUUCACCAUCUGCUUUGCCAUCGUCAACGUGGUGUGCUUCAUCCAGCCGUACUGGAUCGGGGACGGCGUGGACACCCCUCAGGCGGGCUACUUCGGGCUCUUCCACUACUGCAUCGGCAACGGCUUCAGCCGGGAACUCACCUGCCGGGGCAGCUUCACGGACUUCUCCAGCCUCCCCUCGGGAGCGUUCAAAGCUGCGUCCUUCUUCAUCGGGCUCUCGAUGAUGCUCAUCAUCGCCUGCAUCGUCUGCUUCAUCCUCUUCUUCUUCUGCAACACAGCCACCGUUUACAAGAUCUGUGCCUGGAUGCAGCUGACCUCGGCUGCCUGUCUCGUCCUGGGUUGUAUGAUUUUUCCUGAUGGCUGGGAUUCAGAUGAGGUAAAACGGAUGUGUGGUGAAAAGACAGACAAGUACACGCUGGGGGCUUGUUCAGUCCGCUGGGCGUAUAUCCUGGCAAUUAUUGGAAUCUUGGAUGCCCUGAUCCUCUCAUUUCUGGCAUUUGUGCUUGGAAACAGACAAGACAGCUUGCUAGCAGACGAGCUCAAGUUGGAAAACAAAGGUAGGACUGCUUUAGAAACACUAUUGCUGGGUGGCCGCAAGGGCAAUUUCUUAAAAACAAUAAUCAGUUUCAAUUUCAUUUUAUUUUAUGCUUAA
This is a messenger RNA of Cinclus cinclus, 801 nucleotides long. RefSeq names its product LHFPL tetraspan subfamily member 3 (gene LHFPL3). The transcript is spliced from 2 exons. Gene Ontology annotation, cellular component: plasma membrane. Bases 1 to 801 code for a protein of 266 amino acids. NCBI's taxonomy places the organism in Eukaryota, Metazoa, Chordata, Aves, Passeriformes, Cinclidae. The record is from RefSeq and is a predicted model, not a curated record. Gene Ontology annotation, biological process: sensory perception of sound.